AUGGCUUUGAAUGGGAGAACAUUUAAAUCAAAAAGACAACAGAGGCUUUAUAAUGCCUCAAUAGCAGGUAAAUAUCAAAAACUAGUAAAUAGAAACCCUUUCCUAUUUUUUGGAUUACCAUUUUGUGGACUAAUUGUAGCGGGCUCUUAUUGGCUUUCUGAGUUUACCGCGGUAAAGUAUGAAAGAGAAGAUGCAAGAGUUCAGGAGUUAAAUGAAGAAGAUUUAAUAAAAAUGAAGUCAAAUGAACGUCCCUUUGAUAUAAAGGAGGAAUAUUACAGAUUACAAGGUUUACAAGAUGAAGAUUGGGAACCUGUAAGAGUUAAGCGAUUAAAGGGUGAAUCCGAAAAUGUUUGGUAA
Molecule: messenger RNA, 357 nt
Organism: Henningerozyma blattae CBS 6284
Lineage: Eukaryota; Fungi; Ascomycota; Saccharomycetes; Saccharomycetales; Saccharomycetaceae
Gene: COX16
Product: Cox16p
Exons: 1
Coding region: 1-357 (118 amino acids)
Biological process (GO): mitochondrial respiratory chain complex IV assembly
Cellular component (GO): mitochondrial inner membrane
Source: RefSeq, a predicted model, not a curated record